Entrophospora sp. SA101 is the source of this 282-nucleotide messenger RNA. The record is from the annotation of a GenBank genome assembly. NCBI's taxonomy places the organism in Eukaryota, Fungi, Glomeromycota, Glomeromycetes, Entrophosporales, Entrophosporaceae.
AUGAAAAAAUAUGGUAUUAUUAAUGAUGAUGGUGAAAGCAGUCAUGUGGAGGAGGAAAAAAUUCCAAUGACAAAACCAAUUACCAUCAAUUCAACAAAUGGAUCAAACUAUGUGAUAUCAUCAUCAUCAUCCAACAACGACUCAAACAUAGAUUUGUCAUCAUUAUCACAACUGCAACCACCACUAGAGUCUGAAGUGAGUGUUAAAAUAAAAAAAUAUUUAUUUUUUGAAGCUUCACAAAUUUCAACAAUUUUCUUUUCAAUAGCUAGUAAAGAGAAGUGA